GGCACUCAGCGGUUUUCCCUCCCCCAACGGCGCGCCAGCUGUGGCCGGCGCAGAGUAGUGCUCGGGCCAGGGGUUGCCUCCCGCCUCCCGCCUCCCGCCUCCCGCCUCCGCCUCCCGCCGCCCGCGUCGCCCUCGCCGCCGUUGGGCCGCGCCGCGCCGCCAUGUCGGGCCCCGGACCGCGGGAGCCGCCGCCGGAGGCAGGCGCGGCAGGCGGCGAGGCGGGCGUCGAGGGCGCGGGCGGCGGGGACGCGGCGCUGGGCGAGCCGGGGCUGAGCUUCACGACCACCGACCUGAGCCUGGUGGAGAUGACGGAGGUGGAGUACACGCAGCUGCAGCACAUCCUCUACUCGCACAUGGAGGCGGCGGCUGACGGCGAGCUCGAGACGCGCCUCAACUCGGCGCUGCUGGCGGCGGCGGGCCCGGGCGCAGGCGCGGGCGGCUUCGCGACGGGCGGUCUGGGGGGCGCGGCGCCCGUGUACCCCGUGCUGUGCCCGUCCGCGCUGGCGGCCGACGCGCCCUGCCUGGGCCACAUCGACUUCCAGGAGCUGCGCAUGAUGCUGCUAAGCGAGGCGGGCGCGGCGGAGAAGACGUCGGGCGGCGGGGACGGAGCGAGGGCCCGGGCCGACGGCGCCGCCAAGGAGGGCACGGGCGCGGGCGCGGCUGCGGCUGGACCCGAGGGCGCGCCCGAGGCCCGGGCCAAGCCGGCCGUGCGCGUCCGCCUGGAGGACCGCUUCAACAGCAUCCCCGCCGAGCCGCCGCCCGCGCCGCGCGGCCCCGAGCCCCCCGAGCCGGGCGUGGCGCUCAACAAUUUGGUAACUCUCAUUCGACAUCCAUCUGAAUUAGUGAAUGUUCCUCUUCAUCAGCAACAAAACAAAUGUACAACAUUAGUGAAAAAUAAAACUGCUGCUACAACUACUGCUUUGCAAUUUACAUACCCACUGUUUACUACAAAUGCUUGCUCUACUAGUGGAAAUUCUAAUCUUUCACAGACACAGAGUUCUAGUAACUCGUGUUCUAUACUUGAAGCUGCCAAGCACCAGGAUAUUGGAUUGCCUAGAGCAUUUUCUUUCUGUUAUCAGCAAGAAAUUGAAUCCACUAAACAGACGUUAGGUAGUAGAAACAAAGUUUUGCCUGAGCAAGUUUGGAUUAAAGUGGGAGAAGAAGCGCUAUGCAAACAAGCACUGAAGAGGAAUCGGAAUAGAAUGCGUCAGUUGGACACAAAUGUAGAGCGAAGAGCCCUUGGAGAGAUUCAGAAUGUGGGCGAAGGUGCCACCGCCACACAAGGCGCUUGGCAGUCCUCGGAGUCCUCACAGGCAAACCUGGGGGAGCAGGCCCAGAGUGGGCCCCAGGGAGGAAGGUCUCAGCGUAGGGAGAGGCAUAACCGAAUGGAAAGAGAUAGAAGGCGCAGAAUCCGCAUUUGCUGUGAUGAGUUGAAUCUCUUAGUGCCGUUCUGCAAUGCCGAGACUGACAAGGCUACAACUCUGCAGUGGACCACAGCAUUCCUGAAAUACAUCCAGGAAAGACAUGGAGAUUCUCUUAAAAAGACCGGGUGACUGUGCUUCUGUGGAAUGGGUGAAUAUACUUCUGCGGACCAGGUGACUAAACUUCUGUGGACCAGGUGAAUAUACUUCUGUGGACCGGGUCACUAUACUUCUGUGGACUGGGUGACUAUACUUCUGUGGACCGGGUGACUAUACUUCUGUGGACUGCGUGACUAUACUUCUGUGGACUGGGUGACUAGGGAGGAGCCGGCCUGUUAGCGCCAGCAUAUCCAGUCCCUCAGGACAGCCACCCUGCCGUGAUCCUGUCUGUGUGGUCGUGGCAGUGGCCUGCAGCAAGCCAUCGUGGUUGGCUGGAACCAGACGUGUGGUUUGAAUGCGGGAGUUCAGUCAGCCCCUCAGUGGCCCAAAAGGAAGAAGGUUUCAGUCACAGGGCUGGUUCUGGGCCCUGCCUUUGGGGGACCUGAGUUCCAUGUCCCAGCCUCAGCGUUGCAGUGGCCAGGGUCAGUGGCUCUUUGGCCCUCUAGGAGUGAGCAGACCUUAGUGAAAUAGAUCCACAGGGUCCUGACUUUGUACCUGGUCCAAGCUGUGGGGCAGUUGCUACUGUUGACCCAGGCAGGAGUCUGACUAGAGAACAAGCUAAGGUUGCUGCAACAAACAAGGACCUCUUUCAAGAAGGGCUCCCAGGCCUGGCGCAGUGACUCAUGCCUGUGAUCCCAGCACUCUGGGAGGCCGAGGCGGGUGGAUCAUUUGAGGCCAGGAGUUCGAGACCAGCUUGGCCAACAUGAUGAGACCCCGUCUCUACUAAAAAUACAAAAAUUAGCCAGGCGUGGUGGCGCCUGUAGUCCCAGCUACUCAGGAAGCUGAGGCAGGAGAACUGUUGAACCUGGGAGGCGGAGGUUGCAGUGAGCCAAGAUAGCGCCACUGCACUCCAGCCUGUAUGACAGAGCGAGACUCCAUCUCAAAAGAAGGGCUCCUGUGUCUAUGUCAUGGUUGGGGCUAGAGAGAGGUCCCGCGCAGCUGGGCUGUGUUGAGUGAGGGCUCUUCUCUUCAGCGCCAGGCAAUAGUUUGUCUUGUCUCUGUCCCUUUUCUAUGUCCACGUGACAUUUACAUCUUGCGAGUUGCAUAAUUUAAGUUCUUUAUUUACAUUAUACAUUUAAUUGCAUUCUAUAGCAAUACUAUGUUAAAUGUAUUCUGAUCGGAUCAUUUAUGGUUAUUUACAAUGCAGUUACUCUUGAAGUAUUGUUAGAGGUAGACUGUGGAUUUGUUUUGAUAAAAUAAAGCUUUUGUGUUUUAAAAAAUGCUUUAAUGUUUUGGCUCUGUGUAUCUAUUAGUAAAUCAUUAUUGAUCUGAUUUACUCAAAUAAGACGAAGGCAUUUAUAGUUUUUGAAAUUAAAAAAUGUUAAUUGUAUGUAUAGUCAAAGAUUAAGGAGACCAAAUGUUUAUGGGUAUGAUACUUUACAUACAUUAUGUUUGCUGAAUAUUUCUGAAAUGUAAUGACAUUGGAUCUGAUUACUUCUGGGUCACAUUAUUAGACCCACCAAGAAAUAGGCUGAGGUCAAGUCAGUUCACAAUUUUUUCGGGGAAUUAGAACAUAAAAAGCCGGAACACAUGGGUUCUUAAUUGUUUCUUUAGUGACUUCCCCCUUUUACUUGCAUGCAUAUUUUUGUCCUUAAAGACGCUAUACACGAGAGUUUUAAGUGAUUUCUCUACAUUAUUUUGGUACACAUUUCACUCAGCAGGUCUUUUCCAGUGUGACCAGGCACUACUGAAGGUGCUGGGGUACCCUGGGCAAGACAGAGGCAUGUCUGGCACGGAGGGAGGCGGGGGAAGAGUAAACGUGAAGACAGCGGGAGCAGGGCCUUGCGGGUGGAGGAUGCUGCUGUGAGCCGGCCUGACUGGGGUGGCUGCUUUGGAUUGGGUGGUAUUGGGUGGUCGAGGGAGGCACCCAACCAAGGCCCAAUGAUGACAGGGAGCUGGCAGCCAGGACCUGGGGGCUGCAGGGUCUGAGGAGUGCCUGCCUGCCAGCCAGCAUUGCUGGGCAGGGCCCCGGGGCAGGCUGGGGCCUGGUGGACCGCUAGUCCUGAGGGUUGGGGGCCUUGGCAGUCUUUGGGCAGUGAGUGAUAUGACCUGACCCAUAUCACCCCGCUGCUGGGGGACACCGGACACUAGGGAGUAGGAGUUGGGCUGGGGUGAGAGUGGAAACCAGGAGUCUGCAGUAGCUGGGAGAUGUGGCUGGCCGGGCGAUGGCUGCCGGGGGUGGCGCUGGGCAGGAGGAAAGGCACGAGGCUUCUUGUGUUUGUGGCAGUACCAGUUGGGAGGUGUAAUGGGAAAAAGGCCUCAGGGUUUGGCCUCGGUGGCUGGGUGGAUGGGGUUGUUUACUGAGAGGGAAGACUCAGAGAAGCAGGAUCUCGGUAUUCUGGGGGUGUCAGGUGGGGACAUCGGGAGGCAGGUGAUAGACAAGUAUGGGGUGAGGGCAGGGCGGCGUCAACCAUCAGUGAUUCACUUCCUGUUCGUUUUCUAGUGAACAUAGGAAUUACAGUGAACACCUGUACACCUAUGCUUCAAUCUCAGCAAUGAACAUUUACUGUAUUUACUUUGUACACACGCACAAUUUCAAAGACAAUUAUAGACAAGAACCUUCAUCUCUAAAUAUUUCUACAUAAAUCUCCAAAAGACAGGCCUUCCACAGAAUCCCAGUGCCAUGAUCAUGCCUCACCAAGACGAUGACAAGUCUUUUUCAUAUCCUAUAAUGCACAGACUAUUCAGAUUUGCCCAAAAUGUUCUUUUAUUGCCACCAUACCUGCCUAAUUUUUUUAUUUUAAUGUUUAUUUUAUUCUGGUUUUUUUUUUUUGAGACAGGGUCUCGCUGUCUCCCAGGCUGGAGUGCAGUAGCAUGAUUAUGGCUCACUGCAGCCUCUGCCUCCUGGGCUCAAGCAAUCCUCCUGCCUCAGCCUCCUAAGUAGCUAGGACUACAGGUGUGUGCCAUCAUGCCCAGCUAAUUUUAUUUUUGUAGGGAUGGGGUUUUGCCAUGUUUCAUAGGAUGGUCUCAUACUUCGGGGCUCAAGUGAUCCUCCUGCCUCAGCCUCCCAAAGUGCUGGGAUUACAAGCAUGAGCCACCAUGCCUGACCAAUUUUUAAAUUUUUGUAGCAAUAGGGUCUUGCUAUGUUGCCCAGGCUGGCCUCCCAAAGUGCUGGGAUUACAGGCAUGAGCCACCACACCCAGCCAAAAUGUUCUAAAAAUGACUUUCAUAGCUGUUUUUUUCCCACAGUCCAGCACCCAGCCAUGGAUUAUACACUGCAUUUGAUGACAGUCUUCAAGCUCUUUGAGCUACAAGAAUCCCACCCACAGUUAUUAACUAUGGCAUUGAGGCUUUGAAGAGAUCAGGCCGGUUGUCUAGAGAAUGCCCCAUAUUCUGGGUUUAGAUGGCUCUAUUUACUUUUGGUAAUUUUAGAUUUUGGUGUAAUUUCAAACUUACAGAAAAAUUGCAAGAACAGUACAAAGAGCUCUUUGUAGGCCUGUCCGGGUUUGCUCCAUUCUCCCUGCUAGUCCCAGUUUCUCUCCAGGUAUCUUUGGGAUCCAUUUGAUAGUAAGCUGCAGACACCAUGCUUCUUUAUACUUAAAUACUUCUGUGUGUUUUUUUUUGAGAUGGAGUCUUGCUCUGUUGCCCAGGCUGAAGUGUAGUGGUGCCAUCUCAGCCCACUGCAACCUCUGCCACCCAGGUUCAAGCAAUUCUGCCUCAGCCUCUCGAGUAGCUAGGACUACAGGCAGGGCCCACCACGCCGGGCUAAUUUUUGUAUUUUUAGUAGAGACCGGGUUUCACCCUGUUGGCCAGGCUGGUCUCAAACUCUUGACCUCAAGUAAUCCCGCCUACCUCAGCCUCCCAAAGUGCUGGGAUUACCAUUGAGCCACCACGCCCAGCUAAUUUUUGUAUUUAAUAGAGACAGGGUUUCACCAUGUUGGCCAGGCUGAUCUCGAACUCCUGACCUUGUGAUCCGCCUGUCUCAGCCUCCCAAAGUGCUGGGAUUACAGGCAUGAGCCACCACACCUGGCCCAGUGUUUACUUGUUUUGUUUGAGACAGAGUCUCGCUCUUGUCACCCAGUCUGGAGUGCAAUGGUGUGAUCCCGGCUCACUGCAACCUCUGCCUCCUGGGUUCAAGCGAUUCUCCUGCCUCAGCCUCCCGAGUAGCUGGGAUUACAAAUGCGUGCCACCACGCCCGGCUAAUUUUUGUAUAUUUAGUGGAGACAGUGUUUCGCCAUGUUGGCCAGGCUGGUCUCAACCUCCUGACCUCAGGUGAUCCGCCCGCCUCAGCCUCCCAAGGUGCUGGGAUUACAGGCUUGAGCCACCGUGCCCGGCCCUCAUGUUGACUUUUUAAUAUCCACAACGAUGAAAAUCAGGACAUUUAACAUUGGUGCAAGACUGUUAUUCACAUUUUGCCUGCUGUCUCAAUAGUGCUCACUACAACUUUUUCCCCAGUCGGGAUGGCAUCUGGGGCGCUGGUUGUGUUUAGUUGUGAGAUGCCCCUGCACACUGGGGGCCCUGAAGGUGCCAGCCACACCUGGGGCCUCCCUUGUGGUGUCUGUCCCUCCCUUCUUCACACCAGCAGGUGGCUGAGUCCCACUUCGCGUCUCCCUGCCAUCUGCAUCAGGCCCCGUGUCGCUGUCCCUCACGUGCUGUCUGGUGUCAGGCCCUGCUACAGACUCGGACUGGCCUGUCCCUUCUCUCCUCCUUUCCUGCGGACACACUGUGACUUCUCCCAUGAUCCUUCUGUGAGAACUCCCUGGACCUCGUGUCCUGUACUGGCAACCGCCCAUUUCUCUGCUCUCCUUGGCUGCCUGGCGCUUGUCUGUACCUCCCGAGCCACUUCAUCCUCUCUUGGAUCCAUUCCCAGCAGGCUGUGACCAUGGCUUCCCAUGCUGUUUAGUCACGCCACCACGCCCAGCUAAUUUUUGUAUUUUUAGUAGAGAUGGGGUUUUGCCAUAUUGGCCAGGCUGGUCUCGAACUCCUGACCUCAGGUGAUCCGCCCGCCUCGGCCUCCCACAGUGCUGGGAUUACCAACGUGAGCCACCUCGCCUGGCCUACAUACGAAUUUUCAUUCUGUUUUUGAACAUGGCCACUGGAGGGCCUCUCGGCUGCAGAGCAAGCAUUUGUAGCUUGUUCGUGGCAGAAUGAGCCGGACGCUGUGUUGUGACCUGUUUUAAAAAUAAAGCAUCUUGAAAAAGAAAAGCCAUUCUCUUUGUCCUAAUGAGUUUAUGCCUCCUUACCUCUGGCCACCUGAGCUCGUUGGUCUGCUGUACCCCUCUGGCCUGGGCCGUGCUGGAGUCUUUCUGGGGCUCAGUCAUUCACUUUGUUGAUUUUUUGUGUGGGGUCAGUGGUAGUGCUUUUUCCAUCAUAAUUUGCUUUUAUCUUUAUUAUCCAAAAACCUUAUUUCUAUUAUUUCCUUCUUGAAGUUUUAUUUUUUUCUGGCAUCUUGGGUUGAAAGUUUAUUUUGUCUAUGUUGUUUUCUAAUCAAUGCAUUAUAGUAAAUUUGUCCUGGUGUGCUUUUGAAACAUUUCACAGGUUUAGGACACAAUGCUUUCAUUGUUUCUCAGUUCUAAGUAGCUUGUAAUUUUUUUUUUUUUGAGAUGGAGUUUCACUCUUGUUGCCCAGGCUGCCGUGCAAUGGCAUGAUCUUGGCUCACUACAGCAUCUGCCUCCUGGGUUCAAGCAAUGCUCCUGCCUCAGCCUCCCGAGUAGCUGGGAUUAUAGGCAUGCGCCACCACCCAGCUAAUUUUGUAUUUUUAUUAGAGACAGGGUUUCUCCAUGUUGGUGAGGCUGGUCUCGAACUCCUGACCUCAGGUGAUCCGCCCGCCUCGGCCUUCCAAAGUGCUGGGAUUACAGGCAAGAGCCACUGUGCCUGGCCUCUUUCUUCCUCUUAAUAACUCCCUGGUAUAUUUCCCUGACAUAUAGUUAGAGCUAUUUCUUUUUUCUUACUAAGACAUUUUUUUUUUAUUGUUGGUAUUAUUCUUUUUCUUUUUCUUUCUCUUUUUUUUUU
Pongo pygmaeus (Bornean orangutan) is the source of this 7532-nucleotide messenger RNA. RefSeq names its product transcription factor like 5 (gene TCFL5). Gene Ontology annotation, molecular function: DNA-binding transcription factor activity, RNA polymerase II-specific; RNA polymerase II cis-regulatory region sequence-specific DNA binding; protein dimerization activity. Gene Ontology annotation, cellular component: nucleus. NCBI's taxonomy places the organism in Eukaryota, Metazoa, Chordata, Mammalia, Primates, Hominidae. Gene Ontology annotation, biological process: spermatogenesis; regulation of DNA-templated transcription. The record is from RefSeq and is a predicted model, not a curated record. The transcript has 6 exons. Bases 162 to 1553 code for a protein of 463 amino acids.